GUCCGCUCCGACCCGCUAGCGAUCUCGGCUCCCGCUUCCAGCCUUCGAAGGGUAAAAACAGGAGUCAAGGGAUGGAGGCCCGGAGGAGUUUUAGAGGGCAGGACCACGCUCGGUGGGAAGCGGAUUGGCCGGAUGAGCGGGGCCGCUACGAGGAAGACCCUUGGGAGCCAUCAAGACCUCGAGGCCAGGUAGAGGAGCCCGAUCCCUCGUGGUACAAACCAUACGAUCCGGCCACCGAUGGACGUAUGGAAGACCCUUAUUUUCGUCGAUAUGACGACCGACGGGUGCCCUAUUAUGACGUCAACCUGGGUCAGGAGGCGCUUUUUUUCGAUGGACGAGAUGUGACUGGGUUCAUGGAAAAGUGGGAAAGCUACGCUUACCGCAAGAGAUUCUCCGAGAGGAAGUGGAUCGAUUAUUUCACCCAACACUCAGACCCCGAGCUAGACACCGCGAUCCGAGCUAUCUACCCUUCAGACGGACGAUGGAGGACCUUUCGGGCAAGCUUAUUGCAGACUUUCGCCUGUGAUGACCUGAUCCCGACCGUGGAGGGCUUGAGACGUAUUACAAGGGGGGAAAGGGAGAGCUUGGUGGCCUUUAUCCGUAGGUUCAAGCGUCUAUCCCAAGCCCUAGUGGAUAGGGGCAUGCUGUCGGAAGUAGACAGGUGCGUAAUGUUCAUGCUGCAUCUGCCUGAAGAAAAGAGGAAGGAGGUCCUUGAGAAGGCCCCGAGGGAUUCUGCAAAUUUCGAGAAAGUAGCCGAGGUGGUUUUCACAGGUGGAGGGGUAGACGUAAGAGAAUACAUGAAAGAGACCUUGGACAUGGCUCUCCGCAACAUGCGAGGGACACGGAAUGAUGGUCCGAGGGGGAACGAUAAACCGCCACCUUGUCCCCCUAUUCCCCGGUGGGGUGAACGGCCGACCGGAUGGAGAAACGAAUCAAGUGGCCAAGGAGGUUGGAGGAACGACCGGGAGAUGGGAGGGAAUCGUGGUUCCGAUUGGGGAAGUUUCCAUUGGAAGGAUGCUAGGGAUGAAAGGUGGGGAGACGCCCCUCAAGCUAGGGCCCCUGGGCUGCGACCGGAGUGCACCCUUUUAGAAUAUCUAGCCGCGAGCAAAAGUGCCAUGGAGGAACUCCUAAGCAUUACUAGGAAGGUUAGAGUCCCGAUCAUUGGGGGACCCACGGUACCGGUGGAAGCCCAGGCCAAGGAAGGAGUGCAGACUUCCCGCAUUACCCUGGAGGAACUACCGGCCAACUUCUUCUCGGGGGAAGAGACCAAGAAGUUCUAUGUGCUAGGUAGCGGCCAGCUCCAGGCGGUAGUAAGUGGGAAAAAGAUGAGGGCUCUAGUAGACAAUGGGUCCAAGUCUACGGUAUGUAGGGACUCCAUCGCUCGAGAGUUGGGCUUGGAGAUAGAUCGAGGGGUGGCGAUGUCGAUGGUGGUGUCAGACAACAAGCUGCAACCGGCAAAAGGAGUGUGUCAUAGUCCCAUGAUUGAGGUAGCGGGUGUAGAGGUCACGGUUCCGAUCUUUUCGGUGAAAGAAUGCUCUUCCAAAUUGAUCCUCGGAAGGACCUGGCUGAGCGCGGUACACGCAACCACAGUUGAUUUGCCGGAUGGAAGUCAAACUCUCUCGAUCCAAAGUCCUGAUGGAAUCCGAGUGGUCCUAAAGACCGUAGACGCGCAAGAUGAACGUAACCGGACCAGCCUUACUAAGCGCAAGGGGGCCCAGUCGAGGGAGCGUCGAGUCCGUCUAGAGGAAGUGCCCCUGACAGAUAGGGGACCCAAGGGGGACCAAUUAGAGAUUGAGGACGUGGGGGAUAGGAUUGUGAUUAACGGUAUGGGGUACGAGAAGGAGGACGAGGAGGAGGAGUUCGGUGGGUUUCAGUUUGUCUUUUUUGGAGGGAUCCCCCUAGCCGGUGGAGUUAAGAAGCACAAAACCGUGGCGGAGAAAGUAAAACCCGCCGCGGUCAGCCGGGAUAGAACGGGGGAAGUUACGAUGUCGGAAGAGGAGAUAGCCGAUAUCAUCAGGACGAGGAAAGAGACGGAGGGGCAAAGGAUAACGGCCAAUAGACUGGCCAAAAUGGAUAUAGGAGAUGGGAAUCUCACGGAGGAAGAAAAAGAAUUCAUAGCAAUGACCUUAAGAGGCUGCGAUAAGGCUAUAGCCUUUGACGACUCGGAGAGAGGGAGAAUCGACCCAAGGUAUGUUAAGCCUGCCCGGAUCCACACGGUCCCGCACGUCCCUUGGAAGGAUAGGCCUCAAUGGAAAUAUGCUCAAAAGGAGAAAGAAGAGAUAGUGGCCUUCAUCAAGGAAAAGAUCAGGACAUUCGUCGCGGAGCCUUGCGAGAGUGCCUACUCCAAUGAGUGGUUCUUUUUAAGAAAGGGAGGUAGCAACAAACUAAGAUGGAUCCAGAACCUCCAGAGGACCAAUGCAGUCACUGUAAGAGACGUAGGGUCUAUACCUGAAGCCGACUUGCUAGCGGAAGGGUCAGCGGGUCGCUCAAUAUACUCUAUUUGCGAUCUCUUCUCAGGGUACGACGAGAUUCUCUUAGAUUACCGGGACAGGCACAUGACCGUCAUGCAUACACCCUUAGGGCUGGUUCAAAUGAUGGUGGUACCGAUGGGUUGGACAAAUGGGGUAGCCGUGUUCCAAAGGGCCAUGAUCGAGAUCCUCAAGGAAUUCAUACCGAAGAAGGUGGAGGUCUUCCAGGAUGAUUUCCCAAUAAAAGGGCCGGUCGAGCGGGAUGAGACAGAGGUUUUCCCUGGGGUUAGAAAGUUUGUGGCCGACCAGAUGAAAGAUGUCAGGGACAUCCUUGAGAAACCAGACGAUGCCAACCUCACGGUAAGUGGGACUAAGAGUCGUCGGGGCGUAUCCUCCAUCAAGAUAUUAGGGUUCAUUUGCGAUAAGGAGGGGCGGAGGCCCGACCCCGAGAAAUUAGUAAGGUUGAUGACUUGGCCAUCACCGCUAAAAUCCGUAACAGAGGUCCGACAGUUUCUAGGGGUUGUGGGCUAUUAGAGAAUCUUCAUAAAAGCCUAUGGGGGAAAAGUGGAACCCCUGAGAAGACUCCUCAGGAAAUCGGAAGGAUGUUUGGGGAGAAGAACAAACGGCGGCCAUAGAA
Messenger RNA from Chara braunii, 3105 nucleotides. Lineage: Eukaryota; Viridiplantae; Streptophyta; Charophyceae; Charales; Characeae. The record is from the annotation of a GenBank genome assembly.